UGGGAGAUCCAGAAUUUAUACAAGGCAAAUGAACCCACCAUGAUCAGGUUCAUCCUCGUGCAGAACCGUCAAGGGAAGACACGAUUGUCGAAGUGGUAUGUCCCGUACGACGACGACGAGAAGGUGAGACUCCGAGGUGAAGUGCACAGACUAGUAGCUCCGCGCGACCAGAAACACCAGUCGAACUUUGUUGAGUUCAAGAAUUACAAGAUCGUGUACAGGCGUUAUGCCGGUCUCUUCUUUUGCGUAUGUGUCGACGCUAAUGACAAUGAGCUGGCAUAUCUAGAGGCUAUCCACCUCUUUGUCGAGAUCCUUGACUCAUUCUUCGACAAUGUGUGCGAGCUGGAUCUUGUCUUCAAUUUCUACAAAGUGUAUGCCAUUUUAGACGAGAUAUUUUUGGCGGGAGAGAUUGAGGAAACUAGCAAGGAUGUGGUGUUAUCGAGGUUAGAGGAGCUUGAGAAACUUGAAUGAUGGGUCUUAUGUCGUACUUUGUGAGUUCGCCAAACGAUGUGCACCUGCGAUUGAUUCCCAUGUGACAUAGCUCUUUCUAGCAUCUUAUCAUAACCGGGACUUUAUAGUAGCCAGGAUAUUUUUGCCUUGUGACUUACCUUGCUCCACAUGAAUGGAUUUACUACUUCUAACGCUUUGGUGCGCUCCAUUUUACAGCCACUGGCAUCAAGCCUUCGCACGGUGCAUCGAAGGCUUGCCGAGUGAUUCCAAUCUACAUUUUCACCCAUG
Molecule: messenger RNA, 738 nt
Organism: Suillus fuscotomentosus
Lineage: Eukaryota; Fungi; Basidiomycota; Agaricomycetes; Boletales; Suillaceae
Product: clathrin coat assembly protein ap17
Exons: 6
Coding region: 40-471 (143 amino acids)
Biological process (GO): clathrin-dependent endocytosis; protein transport
Cellular component (GO): intracellular membrane-bounded organelle; AP-2 adaptor complex
Molecular function (GO): clathrin-cargo adaptor activity
Source: RefSeq, a predicted model, not a curated record